AUGAGGGAACAAGUUAUGUCAAUGAAGAGAGCCGGAAUUAAGACAUCUCGAAUUUGGAAUUACAUGGUAGAAGUUCAUGAUGGUUGGGAAAAUGUGGGAUGUAUCAAAGAUGACUUGUACAAGAGAGUUUGUAAAAAAUAUUCAACUUGGGAUAAUUGUGACACAUCCACAACAAUGGGUUAUCUCGAAGCAAAAAAAGGGCUGGACAAUACGUUUUUCUACAAGUAUGAUGUAGAUAAAGAAAAUAGAUUGACAAAUUUAUUAUGGUCUGACAGGACUUCCCAAGUUGAUUACCAAUUAUUUGGUGAUUGUAUGACUUUUGAUUCUACUUACAAAACCAAUAGGUACGGAAAGCCAUUAGUAAUACUACUUGGGUCUAAUAAUCAUGACAAAAUGUGUGUGUUUGGAGCUGCACUUCUUGAUAACGAGACUUCGACCACAUAUGAUUGGGUAUUGGAAACAUUUUUAGAGUGCAUGGGUGGUAAGAUGCCUUCAGCAGUUUUGACGGACUGUUGCAAAGCAAUGAACAAAGCACUGGAUAAUAUUAUGCCCGAUGUUCCACAUCGUAUUUGCUCAUGGUAUUACAAGGAGGAAGAAUGGGAGGAUAAUUGGAAAGUGACAGUGAAUAAAUAUAGAUUGACAAGAAAUGCAUUGGUGGAAGCACAAUAUGGCAAAAGAAAGCAGUGGACAUAUACUUUUCUUCGUGGUAUUUAUUUUGGUGGAGCUACUACUAUCGUUUUGAACCAGACAAUUAUGCCGUGUGUGGAGGAUGAAAUUUCUUCAAUUUUCACAAGGGAAAUUUUUACAAGGAUAAGAAAGGAGAUACGACAUGGCGAUAAUUAUAUUGUCCUAAAGGAUGAUAAGAUACCAGAUUACACUCUUUGUUUGGUCAAAAAAUACAUUGGUUCUGAAUUAAAGCGCAAAGUAAUCUCCAAUGAUGGGGAUGAUGUUCGAUGUGAUUGCUAUUCUUUUGAGACAAAAGGAAUUCCAUGUAGACAUAUUUUUAUUUCAUUGAAGAAUUUGGAGAGAAGAAGUUUGCCAAUUUGUUUGGUAACUAGACGUUGGCUAAAAGAUGCUAAAGAAGUUCAAUUGUUGACUCAAGGUAAUGAAAGAAAGUGUCAUCAUCCUGAAGUUAUUGAAAAUUCUAGGUACGGUGGUGUAACCACACAAAAUACUAUUACAUCGUACCUUGAUACAAGAUCGCGAGAAGCAUUUCAAAAGGCUAUGGAAGUUAUAUCAGAGUUGAAUGCAGAAUUGGAAAAAAAAUGCCACCAGAUGAAGAGUUAA
Messenger RNA from Humulus lupulus (European hop), 1287 nucleotides. Its product is annotated as protein FAR1-RELATED SEQUENCE 5-like. The record is from RefSeq and is a predicted model, not a curated record. Gene Ontology annotation, molecular function: zinc ion binding. Bases 1 to 1287 code for a protein of 428 amino acids. Gene Ontology annotation, biological process: regulation of DNA-templated transcription. The transcript has 4 exons. NCBI's taxonomy places the organism in Eukaryota, Viridiplantae, Streptophyta, Magnoliopsida, Rosales, Cannabaceae.